AUGUCUGUCUUUAAUGACUCUGUCCUAUACCCCUGCUUCCUCCUGACAGGCUUCUCAGGCCUUGAAAGCAGAUAUGGCUUAAUUUCCCUCCCUAUUUUCUUGGUUUAUGCCACCUCAGUUGCAGGGAACAUUACCAUUCUAUUUAUCAUCAGAACUGAGCCUUCCCUCCACCAACCAAUGUAUUACUUCCUGUCAAUGCUGGCAUUUACUGAUCUGGGCCUAUCCACUACAACCUUGCCUACUAUGUUCAGCGUUUUCUGGUUCCAUGCCCAGGAGAUCUCUUUCAAUGGCUGUCUGAUCCAGAUGUACUUCAUUCAUGUUUUCUCAAUUAUUGAGUCAGCUGUGCUUUUGGCUAUGGCCUUUGACCACCUGGUAGCAAUUCGAGCACCCCUGCGUUAUGCAGCCAUUUUAACCAAUGAUGUAAUCAUUGGGAUUGCUUUGGCAAUCACCGGAAGGGCCUUGGCUCUGGUCUUUCCAGCUUCUUUCCUCUUAAAAAGGCUUCAAUAUCGUCCUGUCAAUAUUCUCUCCUACCCUUUCUGCCUGCACCAAGACCUCAUCAAGACAACUGUAUCCAGCCGUCGGGUCAGCAGCAUCUAUGGCCUCGUGGUGGUCAUCUGCUCCAUGGGACUUGAUUCAGUCCUCCUCCUCCUUUCCUAUAUCCUCAUCCUUGGCACAGUUUUGAGUAUAGCCUCUAGGACAGAAAGAGUGAAAGCUCUUAAUACCUGCAUCUCUCAUAUCUGUGCUGUACUCACUUUCUAUACACCAAUGAUUGGACUAUCUAUGAUCCAUCGCUAUGGGCAGAAUGCUUCCCCAUUUGUCCAUGUGUUCAUGGCCAAUGUCUAUUUGCUGGUGCCACCCCUCAUGAACCCCAUUGUCUAUAGUGUCAAGACCAAGCAGAUUCGUGACAGAAUCCUCAAGAAAUUCAACCAACAGAAAGUUUGA
Budorcas taxicolor (takin) is the source of this 942-nucleotide messenger RNA. Its product is annotated as olfactory receptor 51G2-like. Lineage: Eukaryota; Metazoa; Chordata; Mammalia; Artiodactyla; Bovidae. Gene Ontology annotation, biological process: G protein-coupled receptor signaling pathway. Gene Ontology annotation, molecular function: olfactory receptor activity; G protein-coupled receptor activity. Gene Ontology annotation, cellular component: membrane. The coding region runs from base 1 to 942 and encodes 313 amino acids. The record is from RefSeq and is a predicted model, not a curated record. The transcript has a single exon.